AUGACUAUGUAUGCUAAUAUAGAAUGUAUUCUUGAUAAUUUUAAAGCAACAUAUCCUAAUGAUUCAUUUUAUGUUUGCAAAUAUAAAGCACCUGGUGGAACUUCUUUCUAUCAUGGCAAAAAAUUACUUGAAAUUCAAUUGAAAGAUCAAGAUUGGUUAACAGUUCAUAAAUUAGUACGAUCAUUAGGUACUAAUGUCAAUGAUAAUGAAGUUAAACAAAAAGCAUUACCAAUAAUUAAUGAUACAAUUAAAAUAACUAAUUAUGAAACGCGAUGUGAUCGAAUUUGUGAUAAUUUAAAGAUGAUCUUUCCUAACCAUCAUGUUAAUGUAUUUAUUUAUGGUAAUGAUUGGCAAUGUGCAUAUCAUAGUAAAGGCAAAGCUAGCUUUAAAAAAGAUUAUGGUUCGGAUGUUUUUAUUGUUUUAAGUUGA
Messenger RNA from Rotaria sordida, 429 nucleotides. The record is from the annotation of a GenBank genome assembly. Lineage: Eukaryota; Metazoa; Rotifera; Eurotatoria; Philodinida; Philodinidae.